AGAAGCCAGACGAUGUUUCAGAGAAAACUUCUUUAGCUGAUCAAGAGGAACUGAGAACUAUAUUCAUCAAUCAGCCCCAGUUUACCAAAUUCUGCAAUAAUCAUGUCAGCACUGCAAAGUACAACAUAAUAACAUUCCUGCCAAGAUUCCUUUAUUCCCAAUUCAGAAGAGCUGCUAAUGCAUUUUUUCUUUUUAUUGCGUUACUUCAGCAAAUUCCAGAUGUAUCACCAACAGGUCGUUACACAACAUUGGUUCCUCUCUUAUUUAUUUUAGCUGUAGCUGCAGUCAAAGAGAUAAUAGAGGAUAUUAAAAGACAUAAAGCUGAUAAUGCAGUGAACAAGAAACAAACUCAAGUAUUACGGAAUGGUGCAUGGGAGAUUGUCCACUGGGAAAAGGUGGCAGUAGGGGAAGUAGUGAAAGUGACCAAUGGGGAGCAUCUCCCAGCUGAUCUCAUCAGUCUGUCAUCAAGUGAACCACAAGCUAUGUGCUACAUUGAAACAUCAAACUUGGAUGGUGAAACAAACUUAAAAAUUCGACAGGGUUUGCCACUGACAUCAGAUAUAAAGGACAUUGAAAGCUUGACGAGACUUUCAGGCAGAAUCGAAUGUGAAAGCCCAAACAGACAUCUCUACGACUUUGUUGGAAACAUCAGACUGGAUGGGCAUGGUACUGUUCCACUGGGAUCUGAUCAGAUUCUUCUACGAGGAGCUCAGUUAAGAAAUACUCAGUGGGUUCAUGGAAUAGUUGUCUAUACAGGACAUGAUACAAAACUCAUGCAGAAUUCCACGAGCCCACCUCUUAAAAUGUCCAAUGUGGAGCGAAUUACAAAUAUUCAGAUUUUGAUUUUGUUCUGCAUCCUUAUUGCCAUGUCCUUGAUCUGCUCCAUUGGUUCAGCUAUAUGGAAUCGAAGACAUACUGGAAGAGACUGGUAUCUUGAUUUAAAUUAUGGUGGAGCAAGCAACUUCGGGUUGAAUUUCUUAACUUUCAUCAUUCUCUUCAAUAAUCUUAUUCCAAUCAGUUUGCUGGUUACACUUGAAGUUGUUAAAUUUAUCCAGGCGUAUUUCAUAAAUUGGGAUAUAGAUAUGCACUAUGAACCUACAGACACUGCUGCUAUGGCUCGUACUUCCAAUCUCAAUGAAGAACUUGGACAGGUCAAGUACAUAUUUUCUGACAAAACGGGUACCCUGACAUGCAACGUCAUGCAAUUCAAGAAGUGUACUAUAGCAGGAGUGGCAUAUGGCCAUUGCCCUGAGCCUGAGGAUUAUAGUGUUCCUUCAGAUGAUUGGCAAGGCUCACAAAAUGGAGAAGAAAAAACAUUUAGUGACUCAUCAUUACUGGAGAAUCUUCAAAGCAAUCAUCCAACUGCACCUAUAAUAUGUGAGUUUUUGACAAUGAUGGCAGUGUGUCACACAGCUGUUCCAGAAAGAGAAGGUGAUAAGAUUAUAUAUCAAGCAGCAUCUCCAGAUGAAGGAGCAUUGGUCAGAGCAGCCAGGAAUCUUCGUUUCGUAUUCACUGGAAGGACACCUGACUCAGUAAUCAUAGAGUCUUUGGGACAGGAAGAACGAUAUGAAUUACUGAAUGUUCUGGAAUUCACCAGCACUAGGAAGAGAAUGUCAGUGAUAGUUCGCACCCCAACAGGAAAGUUAAGACUGUACUGCAAAGGAGCUGAUACUGUAAUUUAUGACCGUCUUGCUGAGAGUUCAAAAUACAAAGAAAUCACCUUAAAACAUCUAGAGCAGUUUGCUACAGAAGGUUUACGAACUCUGUGUUUUGCUGUGGCUGAAAUUUCAGAAAGUGACUAUCGAGAGUGGUUAAAUGUCUAUCACCGGGCUUCCACAGCUAUACAGAACAGAGCGCUCAAACUUGAGGAGAGCUAUGAGCUAAUUGAAAAAAAUCUUCAGCUGCUUGGAGCAACAGCGAUUGAAGAUAAACUACAGGACAAAGUGCCUGAAACUAUAGAGACGCUCAUGAAAGCAGACAUCAAAAUUUGGAUACUUACUGGGGACAAGCAAGAGACUGCUAUUAACAUUGGUCACUCCUGUAAACUUUUGAGAAAGAACAUGGGACUAAUUGUUAUAAAUGAAGGCUCCCUGGAUGGAACCAGAGAGACUCUUAGCCAUCACUGCAGUACUCUUGGUGAUGCUUUAAGGAAGGAAAAUGAUUUUGCUCUUAUCAUUGAUGGUAAAUCCCUGAAGUAUGCUUUGACAUUUGGAGUGAGACAGUAUUUCCUGGAUUUGGCUUUGUCAUGUAAAGCUGUUAUUUGUUGCAGGGUAUCUCCACUUCAAAAAUCUGAAGUUGUAGAAAUGGUUAAAAAACAAGUUAAGGUAGUAACUCUAGCCAUUGGUGAUGGAGCAAAUGACGUUAGUAUGAUACAAACAGCACAUGUUGGUGUUGGUAUUAGUGGGAAUGAAGGUCUACAGGCUGCUAAUUCUUCAGAUUACUCAAUUGCUCAGUUCAAGUAUUUGAAGAACUUGUUGUUGGUUCAUGGUGCCUGGAACUAUAACAGAGUAGCUAAAUGCAUCUUAUACUGUUUCUACAAGAAUAUAGUCCUUUAUAUUAUUGAGAUCUGGUUUGCUUUUGUUAACGGUUUUUCUGGACAAAUUCUUUUUGAAAGAUGGUGUAUAGGUCUUUACAAUGUGAUGUUUACAGCAAUGCCUCCAUUAACUCUUGGAAUAUUUGAGAGAUCUUGCCGAAAAGAAAAUAUGCUGAAAUAUCCUGAGUUGUACAAGACUUCUCAAAAUGCACUGGACUUUAAUACUAAAGUUUUCUGGGUUCAUUGUUUAAAUGGCCUCUUCCACUCAUUCAUUCUCUUUUGGUUUCCACUAAAAGCCCUCCAGCAUGGCACUGUAUUUGGCAAUGGUAGAACUUCAGAUUAUCUGCUCCUGGGGAACACUGUUUACACUUUUGUGGUUCUUACUGUGUGUUUGAAGGCUGGAUUAGAGACCUCGUACUGGACUUUGUUCAGCCAUAUAGCUAUCUGGGGCAGCAUAGCACUUUGGGUAGUGUUUUUUGGAAUCUACUCUUCUUUGUGGCCAGUCAUUCCUAUGGCACCUGACAUGUCAGGAGAG
Molecule: messenger RNA, 3068 nt
Organism: Tinamus guttatus (white-throated tinamou)
Lineage: Eukaryota; Metazoa; Chordata; Aves; Tinamiformes; Tinamidae
Source: RefSeq, a predicted model, not a curated record